Messenger RNA from Eupeodes corollae, 372 nucleotides. Its product is annotated as aspartate, glycine, lysine and serine-rich protein-like. The transcript has a single exon. The record is from RefSeq and is a predicted model, not a curated record. NCBI's taxonomy places the organism in Eukaryota, Metazoa, Arthropoda, Insecta, Diptera, Syrphidae. Bases 1 to 372 code for a protein of 123 amino acids.
AUGAAGACUAAGAAAAUCAAGAAGACAAUGAAGACCAUGAACCCCAUGAAGACCAUGAAGAUCACGAAGACCAAGAAGGCCAAGAAGACCAAGAAUACCAAGAAGACCAAGAACCCCAAGAAGACCAAGAAGACAAAGAAGACCAAGAAAACUAAGAAGCCUACGAAGACCAAGAAAACUAAGAAGACCAAGAAAACCAAGAAGACCAAGAAGACCAAGAAGACCAUGAAGGCCAAGAAGACCAUGGAGACCAUGAAGAUCAUGAAGACCAAGAAGAGGAAGAAGACCAAGAAGACCACGAAGGCCAAGAAGACCAUGGAGACCAUGAAGACUAUGACGACCAUGAAGACCAUGAAUACCAUGAAGAUAUGA